Molecule: messenger RNA, 2124 nt
Organism: Nilaparvata lugens (brown planthopper)
Lineage: Eukaryota; Metazoa; Arthropoda; Insecta; Hemiptera; Delphacidae
Product: modular serine protease
Exons: 9
Coding region: 65-1453 (462 amino acids)
Biological process (GO): proteolysis
Molecular function (GO): serine-type endopeptidase activity
Source: RefSeq, a predicted model, not a curated record
GUUAUCAGUCUAUUUGUUUGUACAAAUUGAGGUGUGAGGAGUGUGAGUGAGCUUGGCUUUGAGGAUGGUUCAUAGAAAUCAACUUUUCACUGUUUUCAAGAUAUUCUAUAUUUUUGUUUUGAUCUCAUUGACUGCCACGUACGUCAGAUGUCGAACUCGAAUUAAUAGUUCGAACAAAUCUCCUCAGCAGCAGCAGCAAGUGCUGAAUAGCUGUGUGGUGCCGAAAUUCAACGGCACUGAGUACUACCUAGCUGGAUGCGUCGGUGAGACAUGUUCGCUUGAAGCAGGUCACAGAAUACCUGGAAACGGAUCAGUUCUCCGCCUCAAAUGUGCUGAAUCAUUCAUUUUACGUCAAAAACAGGUCGACAUUACUGUCUGCUAUGAUGGUCACUGGUUUCCAAAAAGGCAUUCUUGUCAGAGAACAUGUAAGGCCAUAGAUCUGAAUACACUGGAUGUGGCGUGCACGUACAAAGGACAGGCAGUGAGCUGUCUUGAUGACGUCAGAGUAGGCACUCAGGCAGCCAUCGCCUGCAAGCAGGGAUUCAUCACUGACCGAAACUAUGAGAUGCCCAAUCACUGUCUCAAAACUGGCAAAUGGAAAUACGUCAUGUAUAAAUGUGCUCCAAUUUGUGGAGAAAUGGAGGGCGAUAAGAUUAAGCAGGAAGGAUUGAGGAAUGGAAUUGAUACAAUUGACGCCAGACAGGCACCUUGGAAUGCAGCCGUCUAUUUGGCUGAAAAUUCAACUUUCCGUAUGAUAUGUGGAGGGACUUUGUUAUCCGAAGAGUUUAUUAUCACAGCUGCCAAGUGCGUUAAAAACGAAUCGGGAUUUGUGAGAGACUUGUCUGCUUUUGGCGUGGCUGUGGGAAAAACCUACAAGAAUUGGGACGACUCAAGAGAUUCUUCGGUUGCUCAAAAGUUUCAAGUGACAGAAAUACUAGACGAGGCAUUUUUCAGACAAUUUUUUAAAGAAGAUUCGGAAAUUAUAGAUUUUGCAAGACAUAUAGUUGUACUGAGAGUGAAGGGUGUGAUUAAUUUCGGUUCUCUUGUCUCACCCGUAUGUCUGGAUGUGGAAAGAUUGAACGAGCGUGUACCAAAUUUGGUUGGCACAGUUAUCGGCUGGAGUGUAAAAGAUGAUAACUCAAUGAGACUCACACGAUUUCGAAGGCCUGUUGAAAAUAACUUUGCUUGUAGGCAGAGACUAAAACCGAAUGAAACUAUAGACAAUCCUUCAAAAUUCUGCACAGAACGCAUACAUCAACUGGGAAACUUUCUUGGAGCCGGAUUAACAUUCUGGGAAAAUGAAACACGUAAGAAUUACGUGAUUGGCAUACUGACCGAUCAUUUCGAUGAUGUCACCGUUUAUUUGGGCUACAGAGAUGAGUCGUCAGCUUUUAUCAUCGACCUGAUGCGAAUCUAUUUUGCUAGAGCAACCGAUGUCAAAUCAGUACAAUAAAAUUGAAAAAUCAAAUGAAAAUAUUUUAGAUGAAUCUCUGAAAAUUCCAAAAAAAUAUAUAUUAUAAGAUGGUGACUAUAGUGUUAUUUUUUUCAACUGGCAGCAUUUUUAUAGUGUGCCAUUAAUGCUUCAUAUUCAUCCAAUGCUGACAGUUUGAGUUGAAUCUCACUAUAAAAAUACAGAUAUUUUAAGUUCUUAUGUAGUCAUAUACCGUAAUUGUUCAUGAUUCUAAUCUAUUGCAUUUAUAAAUUAUAAUAUUAACCAGUAAUCACUGCUUCAUUGUCUAACAUACAUUUAAUAAUUAUCUAAUAUAGAGUUAUAAGUAAGGAAUCCAAUUUCUAUUGUCUAUUUCAUUCUUAUGUAUACACAAUUUCUAGUACAAAUCAUUUUGAAGGAAAAUUGUAAUUAGAAUUGGACAAGUGAAAACAUUUAUUUUUUUGGUCUGUAACUCAAUUAAUUCAAAUUUUGGUAAGGAAUAGUGAUUGGAUCGCUUGGUUUUCUAGUCACAAUUAUAUUAAUUCAUUUAGUGAGUUUAAUCAAAAGUGCUGUACCAUAGAUAAACAAAAUAAUGUCACAAAAAUUUCCAUAUUAUCAUUCCUGAUUUCACGCUUUUAAUUAACAAGAAAAUUUGUUGGGAAUACAUAAUGAAAAAUUAAAAUGAUCAUUACUAA